AUGUGGCUUGCUGUUGCUCUCUUUUUGGAACUGGCGUUGGCCGGUUUGAUACCACAACCCCACGAGAGACGUCAAGGGACUGACUGCGCAUCGCUCGUUGCUCCAUCCGUUGAUGGUGCUGUAAUUACGUCCAUUACUACUGAACAGAACAACGGCAUCUGCGAGGUAUACACAUACCUCACUCAUACAGGCUCGAGCGACAAUGUUUCGGUAAUCACUUUUCUGCCAAUUAGCAACUGGAACGGACGAUAUCAAGGCACUGGUGGCAGCGGCUUUUCGACUGGCGGAUCGACAGAUCAACUCAGCGGUCCUGCGCAAUCAGGAUGGGCGGUCGGAACCACUGACGGAGGGCUUCCGCACGACUCAAACUCGACCAACUUUGCCUUUAACCCGCAACUCAAGAAGAACUUUGCUUACCUCUCUAUUCACGACAUGACUGUCAUUGGCAAGGCCGUGGCCGAACAAUUCUACGGUGUACCCGUUGCCUAUUCCUACUGGAACGGAUGCUCCACGGCCGGCGGGCAGGGCUACAUUGAGGCGCAGCGGUACCCGGCCGACUACAACGGCAUCUUUGCUGGAUCGCCUCCGCUGGACUACUCGCACUUUCAAGUGUCGCAACUAUGGCCGUGGGUGGUACAGAAUGCCGAGGGACAGUUUGUGCCGACGUGCGUGUUCGACACGUUGACCGAGGGGGCGAUUGAGCUCUGCGACAUUGACGACGGGGGCUUGGACGGCAUCCUUUCGGACCCGCCGGCGUGUCAGGCCAAUGCUACCGUUUGGGUCGGCUACCCAGCUGUCGCCUGCGAUGACGGCGGCGCCACGGUCAUUACGGAGGAGCAUGCCAAGAUCUGGAACAAGAUUGCGUAUGGUCCCGUCGACACGAAUGGCAACUGGCUUUAUUCGGGUAUCGCCAAGGGAGCUUCUUAUAACGGACAGACGGGGUCAACACCAGAACAAGACGCCUCAGGUUUCAUCAGGGCGUGGGUACUCAACGACACCAACUUUGAUCUGAGCACCAUCAACUAUAGCACGUUCCCGGGCAUCUUUAACCUGGCAUACCAAGAGCAGAAUGACCUGGUCGGCGCCAACAACCACGACUUGCGCGCCUUCCAGCAAGCCGGAGGCAAGCUGCUCUCGUGGCACGGCUGGGCCGACUCCAACGUCUACGCCAACGGCACGGCCGACUAUUGGAGGCGGGUCCAGGACUUUAUGGGCUCGGGCGUCGACGUGCACGAUUUCUACCGACUGUUCCUGGCACCCGGCGUCGGACACUGUGGGGGAGGUUAUGGCGCGGAGCCUGUCGAUGCUUUUGAUGUGCUUGUCGGAUGGGUUGAGAAUGGGACGGUGCCCGAAACGUUAUCCGCCAGCGGCAAUGGUCUCACGCGUAACCUAUGUUCAUACCCAGGAGAACUGCACUAUACCGGCACGGGAGAUGUUAAUGCGGCGGAGAGCUGGACGUGUAUCUAA
Messenger RNA from Pestalotiopsis fici W106-1, 1467 nucleotides. RefSeq lists its product as uncharacterized. Bases 1 to 1467 code for a protein of 488 amino acids. The transcript has 2 exons. NCBI's taxonomy places the organism in Eukaryota, Fungi, Ascomycota, Sordariomycetes, Amphisphaeriales, Sporocadaceae. The record is from RefSeq and is a predicted model, not a curated record.